ACUGACGACAGGCCCUCCGGGGCCACACCUUCUGGACGCCAUGCUGGCCGCGGGCGGCUCGGGGCUCGCGCUGGGCUUGCGGGCCAGCACUCACGCGUGGCUACAGGCCUCGCGCCGCCAUUCGCGCACUCUGGCGCGCGUCACCGGCGCGCAGGGCAUUGGCUACUGGCGAUCCUCUGCCGGCCCCGGGCCACCCGGGCGGCGGCUCAGCCUGUCUGCAGCCGCAGUGGUGAACUCGGCGCCCCGCCCUCUGCAACCUUACUUGCGCCUCAUGCGGCUGGACAAGCCCAUCGGAACCUGGCUUCUUUAUCUGCCAUGUACUUGGAGCAUCGGUUUGGCAGCUGACCCCGGUUGUUUUCCAGAUUGGCAUAUGUUAUCCCUCUUUGGCAUGGGAGCUGUUCUGAUGCGUGGUGCUGGCUGUACGAUUAAUGACUUGUGGGACCAAGACUACGAUAAAAAGGUUACAAGGACAGCAAAUCGCCCAAUAGCUGCUGGAGAAAUUUCAACUCUUCAGUCCUUUGUUUUUCUUGGUGGGCAGCUGACAUUGGCACUAAGUAUUCUACUUUGUCUGAACUACUACAGUAUAGCUCUGGGAGCAUCGUCUUUACUUCUUGUCGUUACCUACCCCCUAAUGAAAAGAAUUACAUAUUGGCCUCAGCUAGCCUUGGGAAUGACUUUUAAUUGGGGAGCAUUACUUGGAUGGUCUGCUAUCAAGGGCUCCUGCGAUCCAUCUGUUUGCCUGCCUCUUUAUUUUUCCGGAAUUAUGUGGACUCUGAUAUAUGAUACUAUCUAUGCUCACCAGGACAAAAGAGAUGAUGCUCUGAUUGGCCUUAAGUCCACUGCACUCCUGUUCCGUGAGAACACCAAGCAAUGGCUCACAGGCUUCAGUGUGGCCAUGCUGGGGGCUCUGACCCUAGUGGGAGAAAACAGCCAUCAGACUGCACCCUACUACACUGCUCUUGUGGCUGUCGGAGCUCAUCUGGCUCACCAGAUAUACACUCUUGACAUCAACAAGCCUGCAGACUGUUGGGAUAAAUUUACCUCCAACCGGACAAUAGGAAUAAUACUUCUUUUGGGGAUUGUUCUUGGGAAUUUGUGGAAAGAAAAGAAAACAGAUAAAACAAAGAAACAUAUAGAUAAUAGUAUAGAAAAUUGAGUAAUGGAAUCCUGCCUGGGAAUUUUUAUAAAAUACUCUCAGGUCUUGCUACCACACAGUGGGAUUUGAAUAUGAAGAUUUAUGCUAUGCAAAAGUAUUUAGAACCAGGUGAUGACAGUUUAGAGCAUAUUUGCCAAGAUGGUUUAGUAUUUGAACAAGAUAUUUAUAUAUAGUUUAUACUAGCAAAAUUAGUUCCCUGUCACAGAAACCAGGGGAUUCUGAGUUUUGUGAUGGCCUUGAAUAUUUAAACUAAUUAAUUCUGUUCGUUGUAAUUCUUAUUUUAAAUUACAGAGAUUGUAUGAAUUUGGGCACUUUUUAAAAAACUGAUGUACGUUUCAUCUAAGUGAAUGUCUGUACAGGAAACUAGACUCUUUAGGGAAAAAAAAGUUGCGGGGCCUGAUAGCACAUCUGGUUAAGUGCACACAUUACAGUGCUCCAGGCUGUAGGUAUCUCUCUGUCUCUCUCCCUCUUUAUCUCCUUUCCCCUUUCAAUUUCUCUCUGUUUCUAUCCAAUAAUAAAUUAAUAACAUUCAAGUAAAGAAAAGCUGCUACAGAAAGUUCGGAUUUACUCUUUGUUUUUUCUUUCUCCUUUUUUUUUUUUUUACUGUGACCUUUAUGCACUGCCAUAAGCUUUAAUUCACAAUAUCAUUCUGGUUUUUAUAUUUUACAAGGGCCUAAAUAAGCAAAUAAAAAAUUUACCUGCUGUU
Molecule: messenger RNA, 1862 nt
Organism: Erinaceus europaeus (western European hedgehog)
Lineage: Eukaryota; Metazoa; Chordata; Mammalia; Eulipotyphla; Erinaceidae
Gene: COQ2
Product: coenzyme Q2, polyprenyltransferase
Exons: 7
Coding region: 41-1156 (371 amino acids)
Biological process (GO): ubiquinone biosynthetic process
Cellular component (GO): mitochondrial inner membrane
Source: RefSeq, a predicted model, not a curated record